Messenger RNA from Phyllostomus hastatus (greater spear-nosed bat), 3019 nucleotides. It is a transcript of the gene CHD1L, whose product is annotated as chromodomain helicase DNA binding protein 1 like. The record is from RefSeq and is a predicted model, not a curated record. The transcript has 23 exons. Bases 52 to 2748 code for a protein of 898 amino acids. Gene Ontology annotation, molecular function: DNA helicase activity; ATP binding; ATP-dependent chromatin remodeler activity. NCBI's taxonomy places the organism in Eukaryota, Metazoa, Chordata, Mammalia, Chiroptera, Phyllostomidae. Gene Ontology annotation, cellular component: nucleus. Gene Ontology annotation, biological process: DNA repair; chromatin remodeling.
UCUGGAAGGAAGUGUGGCUGGCCGGUAAGGGGCGGAGCCUCUCCGGGCUGGAUGGAGAGUGCAGAGGAUGCGAGAGGCCGAGGCCGGGGCGGCCUGCCCAGGUUCUUACUUCCCCUUAGGACCAAGAGCCAAGCAGUGCGGGUGCAGGAAAAGGACUUAAGGCAGUGGGGCCUUACAGGGAUUCACCUACGCUCUUAUCAACUGGAGGGAGUCAACUGGCUAGCCCAUUGCUUCCACUGUCAGAAUGGCUGCAUCCUGGGAGAUGAGAUGGGCCUGGGUAAGACCUGUCAGACUAUUGCUCUCUUCAUUUACUUAGCAGGAAGAUUAAAUGAUGAAGGACCAUUUCUGAUUCUUUGUCCCUUGUCUGUUCUGAGCAACUGGAAAGAAGAGAUAGAGAGAUUUGCUCCAGGUCUUUCCUGUAUAACAUACACAGGUGACAAAGAGGAGAGAGCCCACCUACAGCAAGACCUAAAACAGAAGCCACAUUUUCAUGUGUUGCUAACUACCUAUGAGAUUUGUUUGAAAGAUACAUCAUUCCUAAAAUCUUUCCAUUGGAGUAUUCUUGUUGUGGAUGAAGCUCACAGGUUGAAAAACCAAACCUCCUUGCUGCAUAAGACACUUUCAGAGUUCUCAGUAGUUUUCAAUCUCCUGCUGACCGGAACUCCCAUCCAGAACAGCCUCCAAGAGCUCUACUCCCUUCUCAGUUUUGUGGAGCCCGAUGUCUUUUCCAAGGAGCAGGUAGAAGACUUUGUUCAGCGUUACCAGGAUAUUGAGCAAGAGUCUGAGUCAGCAAGUGAACUACAUAAACUUUUGCAGCCAUUUCUGCUGAGGCGAGUGAAAGCUGAUGUAGCUACUGAGCUUCCUAAGAAGACAGAAGUAGUGAUAUACCAUGGCAUGUCAGCAUUGCAGAAAAAAUACUACAAGGCCAUUUUGAUGAAAGAUCUAGAUGCAUUUGAAAAUGAGAUGGCAAAGAAAGUUAAACUUCAGAAUGUCUUGUCCCAGCUUCGAAAGUGUGUGGAUCACCCAUAUUUAUUUGAUGGUGUGGAACCAGAGCCUUUUGAAAUUGGAGAACACCUGAUUGAGGCCAGUGGGAAACUUCAUCUGCUGGAUAAGCUGUUGGCAUACCUGUAUUCCAGGGGCCAUCGAGUUUUACUUUUCUCCCAAAUGACCCAGAUGUUGGACAUUCUCCAAGACUACAUGGAUUAUAGAGGUUACAGCUACGAGCGUGUGGAUGGUUCUGUGAGAGGAGAAGAGAGAUACCUGGCCAUUAAGAACUUUGGUCAGCAGCCCGUUUUUAUAUUUCUUCUGAGUACCAGAGCAGGUGGAGUUGGCAUGAACUUAACGGCAGCCGAUACUGUUAUUUUUGUUGACAGUGAUUUCAACCCUCAGAAUGACUUGCAAGCAGCUUCCAGGGCUCACCGAAUUGGCCAGAACAAGUCUGUUAAAGUUAUUCGGCUGAUUGGCAGAGACACUGUGGAAGAAAUAAUCUGUCGGAAGGCCACCUCCAAGCUGCAGCUUACCAGCACAGUCAUAGAGGGCGGCCAUUUUACUCUGGGAGCCCAGAAACCUGCAGCUGAUGCUAAUCUCCAGUUGGGGGAGAUACUCAAAUUCGGUUUGGAUAAACUGUUGUCCUCUGAGGGGAGCUCCAUAGAUGAAAUAGACCUGGAGUCUAUACUGGGAGAAACCAAAGAUGGCCAGUGGAUCUCUGGUGCCUUGCCUCUAGCAGAAGAAGGAAGCAGAGAGCAAGAGGAAGGAAAAAAUCAUAUGUACUUAUUUGAAGGGAAAGACUAUUCUAGGGAGCCCAGUAAAGAAGACAGAAAAUCAUUUGAGCAAUUGGUGAAUCUUCAGAAAACCCUUUUGGAGAAAACUAGUCAAGAGGGCCGGUUACUCCGAAAUAAAGGCAGUGUUCUCAUCCCAGGCCUUGUGGAAAGGUCUACCAAGAGGAAGCGGAUUCUAAGUCCAGAAGAGCUGGAGGACAGAAGGCAGAAAAGACAAGAAGCAGCAGCCAAGAGAAAGGGACUAAUAGAGGAGAAGAAGAGGAUAAAGGAAAAAGUGGAACAUAAGAAAAAAAUGGCCUGGUGGGAGUCCAACAAUUACCAGUCCUUCUGCCUGCCUUCGGAGGAAAGUGAAUCAGAAGACCUAGAGGAUGGGGAAGAUGAGAGCUCAGCUCAACUAGAUUACGAAAAUUCAGAUUCAAACUCCAUCAAGUAUGUCAUUGGUGAUGUCACCCACCCACAGGCCGGGGUGGAGGAUGCUGUGAUCGUGCAGUGCGUAGAUGACUCUGGCCACUGGGGCAGAGGUGGCUUAUUCACAGCUCUGGAAAAACGAUCCACUGAGCCAAGAAAAAUAUAUGAGCUGGCUGGGAAAAUGAAAGACUUGAGUUUGGGAAGUGUCCUUUUAUUUCCUAUUGAUGAUAAAGAGUCAAGAAGCAAAGGUCAAGAUUUGUUGGCCUUGAUUGUGGCUCAGCACCGUGAUCGCUCCAAUGUCCUGUCUGGCAUCAAGGUGGCAGCCCUAGAAGAGGGUCUGAAGAAGAUAUUUUCAGCAGCAAAGAAAAAGAAAGCAAGUGUCCAUCUUCCACGCAUUGGACAUGCCACAAAAGGUUUUAACUGGUAUGGUACUGAGCGACUUAUACGGAAAUACUUGGCUGCAAAAGGCAUCCCAACUUACAUAUAUUACUUUCCUAGAAACAAGUCUACCAUCCCUCAUUCACAGUCCUCAUCUUCCUCCUCAGGACAGCUGGUGCCUUAAUAGCUAGUCCACCCAGCGUCACAUCCAGACUUCAGCAACCAGACAAGAUUUUUGCCAGAACUACUAAUAGAGUAUUUCAAAAAGGAAUUGGGAUCUGGUGGGCCUCUGAGUUACUCCUUUCUCUGAAUUCUAAUUUGUUCUCUUGGAUGUGUUACUCUGAUUUGGUACCUGUAGUACAGACAUGCACAGCUUAGUUGGGAAUGUUCUUUGUCACCCUCUUCAGGCCCCAGUUUGCAUAGCUAUUUGAAUUAUAAUAAAUUUUCUAUCUUUA